Messenger RNA from Habropoda laboriosa, 753 nucleotides. RefSeq lists its product as uncharacterized. The record is from RefSeq and is a predicted model, not a curated record. The transcript has 5 exons. NCBI's taxonomy places the organism in Eukaryota, Metazoa, Arthropoda, Insecta, Hymenoptera, Apidae. Bases 109 to 720 code for a protein of 203 amino acids.
GCGACGCAAUAUGUUUCGGUAAUCAGAAUUUCAACAUAGCACAGUUUCUUGCUUUUCAUCUCUAAGUUAAACUAUCAUAUUGUUUGACUAAUUUAAUAUAAUAUAGAAAUGGCAUCAACAGAAGAAAGUUGGAAGGAAGCAACUGAAGGUUUAGACAGUGAUGUCUGUGAUACAUGGUUGGCAAAAUUACAGGAGGCUUAUUCAGAGGAAAAACGUACCUACAAUAAUUUAGGUUCUCUUUGUGAUAAAUUGAACUGUUACUAUGAGAUUAAAGAUAACUUAAAGAAUCCUCAAGCUGUGCUUCUUGCCUUAUUUUUUCAAAACUUUGAAUAUGAUCCCAAAGCUUUAGAUGGAGGAAUUAAAAAUUUGGAACAUUUUAAUGAUGCAAAACUGAGAACAUGUGAACUUUUGAAAGUAGCUGCAACACAUAGUACUGAUGCACAUAAAAUUGGUGGUGCCUUUGGUGAUGAAGAUGCUCAUUACUUUUUAGAUUUGGACAUGGCUGUGUUAGGUUCUUCUCCAGAAACUUAUGCAGAAUACAGAGAAAGAAUACGUGGAGAGUACUCUUUCCUUAGUGAGCCAAUGUAUACUGCAUUGCGUUUAAAGGUGCUGCAAGACUUUGUGCAAAUUCCAAAUAUUUUUGCCACAAAAGAAUUUCGUGAAAAAUAUGAAGAGCAAGCACGACAAAAUAUUCAAGCUGAGGUUGAAUUGUUGUCUUAGAAUAAUUAAUGAAUUUUAUGCAUGAAAAGAAGU